AUGAUUCUCAUACAUUCUUUUUGUAAUUGUGUAGGUUUGUAUUUAUGGGAGCAUAUUUUUAAUGGCAAAACAGAAAAGAAAAUGGAUGGUGUCUGGAGUUAUGGAUUCCGAAAAAUUGAUAAUAUAAAGUUUAAGUUUCGAACAGGUCCAGGUGUUAUUUACACCAAAGUUCCGAGUGAUGUUGAGUAUCUCAUUCUGAUUCUUAAUGGAAGAAAUGAUCAGAAAGUAUCAUUUGCCAAAACUUGGCUUAAUUAUUUGCCAUAUUUCAAAAACCUACAUGGUGUGAUAUUAAUAUUGUUAGGUGAUGAAAAGUGUAAAAAUGAUUGGAUCCUGCCAUAUAUGACUUUUAACGGAGGACUUAUAAAUGCAACUCUUCUAGUCUAUGACAGUCCAUUAAUAGAUAAUUUUUAUUUUUUUCAAUGGCCUCUCGGUGUUGCAACGUACAGAAAUUUUCCAAAAGAAGAUUCUAAACAGUUAGACUUAGAAUCUGAACGUCCGUUUAUAUGUAACUUCCUAGGAACUGUUUAUCCAGAAUCUUCUAGACAGUAUUUAUUAGAAAUUUUAGAGAAAAACAAUCUCAGCCAAUUAUGUAUUAUUAAAGUACGAUACGAGUGGCAACCACACGAAACAAAAGAAACAUUAGAAACUUAUGUUCAUAGUCUUAAAUUAAGUGAUUUAACACUGAGUCCUGUUGGAAUGAACAGUGAAUGUUAUCGAAUUUAUGAAGCAAUGGCUUAUGGUUCUGUUCCUGUAGUAGAAGAUGUAAUCACUCCAGGUAAUUGUGCAUCUUCUAAAACGUCAGCAUUCAGAAACAUUCCUCCUCCAUUCCGUUUAUUAAAAUCUCUAAAUGCACCAAUAAUUUAUGUAAAGAAUUGGUCAGAAUUGCCUGCUAUAUUAAAACAAGAGAAAAGUCUUUCACAAGAGGAAAAAUCGGCUAGGCGAAUUAAAGUUGUAGAAUGGUAUGAAAAUUUUAAAACACACCAAAGAGAACAACUAGUUUAUUUAAUGAAACAAAGAUUUUUUAAAAUAGAAAGAUGAUUAAAAAAUUUUUUAUUGGAAACAAACAUCAUAUGAAUAAUCCAAGAAGCAACUAUAGUUAAAGAAUUUAUCAAAAUUCCAGUACUGAUAUUUAAAUUGAAUUUAUGAUUAAAAUAUUAGAAUGAAUAUACAACAAUGGCAUUACUUAAACAAUAAAUAAAAGAUGUGUGCAGAGAAAAUUUUAAUUUUUGAAUUGCUGUUGAGAAACUUGUUAGUCUUUAACAAAUUCGGUUUUAAUUAAAUGAAUAUUGUUGCUUAAAAACAUCUUAUAUUCAUAGUAAUACAGUAAAACUUGUUGAAGCUAUGUAUACAUGUUAUGUUAUUUUAUAUAU
This is a messenger RNA of Centruroides sculpturatus (bark scorpion), 1370 nucleotides long. Its product is annotated as UDP-D-xylose:ribitol-5-phosphate beta1,4-xylosyltransferase-like. Gene Ontology annotation, molecular function: ribitol beta-1,4-xylosyltransferase activity. The transcript has 5 exons. The record is from RefSeq and is a predicted model, not a curated record. Gene Ontology annotation, biological process: protein O-linked glycosylation via mannose. Gene Ontology annotation, cellular component: Golgi apparatus. The coding region runs from base 1 to 1038 and encodes 345 amino acids. Lineage: Eukaryota; Metazoa; Arthropoda; Arachnida; Scorpiones; Buthidae.